UCUGCCACUGCAAAAUGCACGCGAGAAUCUAUGACAUACGGCACUGAAUACUACAUAUUAGCCCAGCAGCAAGGCCAGAUUGACACGCUUUCUGUCAUUGAUUCGGUCCCUUACACUGAAAACCGGAACAAGACCGACUUUCUUUGGGGCAUCAUCAGUCAUAGCCUCAUCCUCGAUUGGAACCACACCAUAUACGAUCCUACGUCUUGUAAAUCUUUCGUGGAACUCGUGGGCACGGACUUGAAAAGCCGGCAACCAUAUGUGCUUGGAAUGACGAUGAAGUUUGAUGACGAGAAGGGCGAAGAAAUUCAGGCGAUGGAUGCACUUGUUACGACGACGGGGGAUUGGCUGUUUAAUGCAAGUCAAACAUUGAUCUAUUUCCAACGCGAGAAGCCUUGGACAAUUAUCCCGGAACCGAAGCGCGAUACGAGAGCGACUUUGAAGGCGGCUGCAGAUGCAUACGCAGAUAUCUUCAGCAAUCAUUCUGUCGUGGUUCCGUUCGGAACUCCGUGCUGUCGUGUGGAAGGAGGUGCAAGUACUUGCGCGAACAGCACGAUGCUUGGUGCAAAUACAUGCGUCCUUGGUAUUCCUGAUGCCGCGCAUCCACAACAUCUUCGGGACAGAGCGUAUGUGAUCGAUGAGGAGUAUGGCACGGUACAGGUGUCGAUGGACUUCGCGGGGCUACCAGACAGCCACAUGUUUAGGGUAGAAGGAGGGAAGAUCAGGGCAGUGCAUACUAUGACCGCUUGCGGGGCGCUGAAGUGCCAUAUUACAAAUGAGACGCUGAGGAGAAGUAUCUGGGAAGGGAGAUGGGGGCAUGCAAGCUUGUCGGGGUAG
Lindgomyces ingoldianus is the source of this 837-nucleotide messenger RNA. RefSeq lists its product as uncharacterized. The transcript has a single exon. The record is from RefSeq and is a predicted model, not a curated record. NCBI's taxonomy places the organism in Eukaryota, Fungi, Ascomycota, Dothideomycetes, Pleosporales, Lindgomycetaceae. The annotation marks the transcript as partial.